CACCCGUCGGUGUGUCAGACGCGGAUCCUCCAGAAGUUUUGCGCCUGACCCUGAUCAUCUCGCCCAGACCAUCAAAUCUGCGCCCAAACCCGAUCCGCUUACGCCUUUUCUGGGUUAUGGAACUGGAUAAAAUGGACGAAAACGACUGGAAAUAUCACGGGGAGGGCAACAAGAGCAUUGUCGUGUCUCAUUUGCGGCACUGUCGAGUUCUCCGCCUGUUGAAGGUUCCCUCUGAGGACUCGGCACACACACGACAGACCGCAGAACAAGCUUUUCGACACAUCCUCAACAUUAUGGACUAUAGCAAAUAUGUCAUGAAGCCUUUGCUGGGGGAGAAAUACGUUCACAGCGGAGAGGUUGUCAGACUACCGCUGGACUUUGUAAGACAGAUGUCACUGAAGGUCCAACAAGAACGACCUGAACUGCGCUGUGAUAAGGUCAUGGACACUUUCAGUGGCUGUGGUUUAUGCCUUCCCGACCUCACCCAACUGCCCCUUCAUCACCUCAGAGACCACAGACCUCCAAUCUGCGUUGAGAUAAAGCCAAAAUGUGGAUUUCUACCCUUUUCGAGACACAUGACGAAGGAGUGCAAACGGAAAGUUUGCAGAUUCUGCAUGCAUCAGCAUUACAAGUUAGCCAAUGGGAAGUGGAAGCGACUGAGUCGAUAUUGCCCUCUAGAUCUCUUCUCAGGGAGCAAACAGCGAAUGUAUGUUGCAUUAAAGAAUCUGUUAGAGGAACCACAAAACAACUUAAAAAUCUUUAAGGGUGGAGAGUUGAUAUUUAGCUGUAAAGACGAUGCCAAACAGCAACCUGACUUAAACGAUCUCAUUCAACACCUUCGGCCUUAUUUCCCCCACACUAACGGCCUUUAUAAUGGCCACCAGCCUGGUAAAGUCAUCCUCAACGAGUUCAUUCAGGUGAUCUGCUCUGCUCUGCUCAGCGGCGGAGACUCAAACCGCUCCGGAGAGUCCAGGAAGAUGCACCUUUCAGAAAGCAAACCCCACUGUGAAGCCAGUCCCUUCCCAAGAGACCUGAUCCGUAACGGUCACCACGGUCUCCCUAAGGACAGUGUACUCGCAAAAAUCCUCCAAGUUCAGAUGCUGGAUAACCUGGACAUUGAAGGAAUUUACCCUCUGUACAAGCGCGUGGAGCAGUAUCUAGAGGAGUUCCCGAAAGAAAGAAGCCGACUGCAGAUGGAUGGGCCUUACGGUGAGAGUUUCAUGGACACAGUGAAAAACUGUCUAAACGAGGACGACGGCUCUGUGGAAUAUGCAAUUGGGAAGGUUCAUCAGUACAGAGUUGCAAUGACGGCCAAAGACUGCUCGGUCAUGAUCACGUUUGCGCCUUGCGAAGAAGACGAAGAACACAAGCUGAAUCUGGAGAAGCCUCGUUUUACAUAUUCUGUCUCCAUCCUGGACCUGGACACCAAACCCUAUGAAGGCAUCCCGCACCAGUUCAAGCUGGACACCAAAAUCGUCAACUACUACCUGCGGAGCACACAAGCCCCGCCCCCCUCCAGCCUAUAUAAGGAAAGGCAGGAGUGCACGCUGCUCUUCCAUGCUGUAUGAGAUGCCUUCACAAGUGCUGCUUGGAGAUGAAUAGAAGUUGAAAUAAUAGUGAUAUAGUUGUUUUUAUUUUCGUUUGUUUGUUUGUUUGUUUGUUUGUUUGUUGCCCCUCCCAACAUGUUCUGCAACAUGAAGUGAGCAGCGAUGGGGGUUGUUGCCAGGACGACCUAAUGUUUUUCUUUCUCGAGGAUGAUGUUCUCAUUGGGGCUGGUCUCCUUAAAGCACAGAAUACCUGAUCGAGUCAGUCAUUGGCUGUAAAAAAGGGAGGACGAGGAGGUUGUGUGUGUGUGAAUGUGUGUGUUUGUGCAGUGCUGUUGGGUGUUUUACUCACGCAGCAGCGCUACUGUGGUUUCCAAGUGCCAAAAGUGGCUUACAGCGAUCUUUCCCUAAUGAACGUUUUACCGUGCAUCAGCUUGGCCGAGUCUGCAGUUACCGUACAAGCAGUUUGGAGUUCAAAAACAGAACAGUACUUGAGUUUUUACGUGUGACUACUGCUUUGUAACGUCCCUAAAGAGCUCCUUAAACCACUGACCCACUGCGAGCUACAGUAUCGGGAGUUAUACUGACAAGCACAGACCUGUUGCAUGCUAGUGAAUGCGGCUGCGCUAAUACUGUCACUACCCGGAAGAUUAGCUUUUUUAACUUAUAAGAUUCAAGAGUCUAAUCACAUAACGCUCUAAUGAAAAGUAUUUUUGUAACAUGCUGGCGUAACCGUUUACCGCCAUCUACAAAUUGAAGUGUCUUACUAAACAACAGACCGUAAUGAAUAAGAUCGACUUGCCUUGUCACCGCAAACUUAUUUUGAAUGAAUUGUUAUACAGCUCAACCCUGUAUUUUUUUGUCCAAAUGAAUUUAAGGGGUUGUUUACACACAAAUGAAAAAUUGGUGUUGGUUUAAUCGCACUUGGAUCGAUGAAGAUUCUUUGGUAUAACUUUAAUAUACAUUUUUUUUGUGGUUAUUCUUAAAAUGCAAGUCAAUUACUACCAGCAAAUUUGAGAGUCCUAAAAAACAUACAGGCAAAAUAAAAUAAGUACGGUUGCUCAUGACACAUUGUGGUUUAAUGAACAAGAACGAAUAAUCUGCUAACCAUUCUGAGCAUGUUUAUGACAGUCUGUAGUUCUUUCUGUCGCAUAAUACUGUAAAUAUUGUUCUGUUUCUUUUGCAGACCAACUGUUUUGCUUUAUAAGACCUUGUUUUUUAUAUGAGUUUGUUUUUUUCGACUCUAAAAGUGCCAGUAGCGAUUGACUUGCAUUUAAUGAAUUAGCCAAGCCCACAUUUCCAGCUACAAAAAAUACACUUUAGUGUUCUACCGGAAAAAAAUAAACUCAUCGCAUAAUGGAUGACGUGAGGGUGAAUAAAUUACCAGCAAAUUUUCAUUUUUAGGUGGACUUGAUGCUGGUAUGAUACUGAAAUUCGAUACCAAUUGGUACUGAAAUUUUAAAAAAACGUUAAUUUCCCGCUAACAUUUGAGCGCAUUCUUAAACGGCGCUAAUUUGACAUUGUGUUCGUGUGCUCAACAGAAAUGACCUUGAUUGGCUUGGAUUUCGAUACCAAUCACUAGCUUUUUAAAAACACUUGUGAUUGGCCUUGAAGGUCAUCAGUUCAGCAUACUCAAUGCUGUUUACUGAGUGUAACUACAGAUACAAAGACACUGGAGCAUUUUAAAGCCAUGAAGAUCAGCCGAUUCAUCAGCGGAGCUUAUAAAAAGACCAGCUGAACUUCGUGGCUUUAAAACAAUCCAGUGUCUCUGUAGUCAGACUCCGUAAACAGUGGUGAGUUUGAUGAACUGAUGACCUUCACGGCCAAUCACAGUCAUUUCUGUUGAGCAUGUGAACAUAAUAAAAAAUCAAACGCGGGUUAGCAGGAAAUGGACGUUUUUAAAAUUUCAGUACCGAUUGGUACCGAAUUGCAGUAUCGUGACAAUACUACUAUCUUUUUUUUGCUUUCAAAAUUGUAGUAUGACUUCAGAAAAAUUUGAAUAAUAGUGCACAAGCUGUAUCGACUACAUUCAUGGUGCUUUAUAUACAGCCUUUCGUCACAUUCAACCUGUUGUUGUAUGCCAAAAGUUGUGUAAAGGUUGUUCGGAAAUGUUAAAAAAAACAUCAGUGCACUGGCAUCAAGGUGUGUAAAUAAGAACUGAGUCAUCAUUUAUGUCUGAACGACUACUUUAAAGUCCAUUUCCAACAUCUAUUUUCCUCCUGUAAAAUGAUAAAUUAGCUGUGUCUGUUUAUCUUUGUGUUCGACGCUAAUAUGUUUGCGUGUCAACAGUCUUAAAAGCGCAGACUAUAAAACAACCAGCCCAAUCCAUCCCCUGCAGCUAUAAUGUCUGCGUUUUAAUGCUCGUAAUUGUUUGCAGAGCCAGACAUAUUUCAUAAGUCGACCAAAGAUGGACAGCAUGCCAAUGAUUGUUAGCACAAUACAGAAGCAAGAUGACUCAGCAGUUUUUUUUUCCUCCAAAUGGAGAAGCAGUACAUUGUUAGCCCCCAGAAAUGCCAGUGCAGACGGACCUAAUAAUCCAACCACAGUGCAACGGUUCACGCUAAUUUUACGGUGUGGCUUUAACACUACGGAUGGCACCUCGUGGUCGCCUUUCUCUGUCAUGGGGAAUAUUACUGUUACAAAAUACUGUAGUGUGAGGGAUCCUCGUGCUCCUGUUUACCUCUUACAGCGUGACGCAAACUAUGUGGGCUUAUUUAACUCAAAGUCGUCAGUGCCGUUUUUCAGCGGGAGUAUAUAGUAUUUGGGUUUUACAUGGAUUGACUUUUGCCAAACUGUGUCGUUCACACUCCCCUUUUUGUCUUAAUGUGAACUGGUGUCAAGAGAAGUAUUAAAAAAGCCUUACUUAAUCAUGAGCGAACGCACUUUUAUCGUCAAACCGAUUGCGUACUGUCAUGUCGCUCCAUUUUGAUGUGUUAUGAUGAUGUAUCCGAUUAAGUGCAGUUUCUCCACACCAGACAUUGCUGUAUUUGCCUUUUGUUUUAACGACAUCUUUCCCCAUUCGAACCAAGAUACUACGAGUCUGAGGUGGUGGCGUUGUCUUAUCGUAAUGAAAUACAGAUCUAUAAUCACUAUGUAGAUAGGAAUGGACGUUGAUUUUUGAAAAAGAACGAAAGUUCGCAGUUUCUGUGAUGGAAAUCUAACAUUAAAAUUUUAACUAUUUCAAAAAAGAAAAUACAAAGUGGAUUUUGCUGUCUGACAUUUUGUAUUUAAAAUUAUUUAUUUUUCUAGCUCUUGUCUAAUGAUGUAUAUUUCCAUACAGUGUGGGCAUAUGGUGCGUGAAAAUGAUUAACGCGUACUGGUGGCAUCAAGAUGUAGUUCCUAACGGGUGAUUGUACAGGUGUUUAUAUCAAAUAAAAUGAUUAGAUAUGAA
Messenger RNA from Danio aesculapii, 4935 nucleotides. RefSeq names its product inositol 1,3,4,5,6-pentakisphosphate 2-kinase (gene ippk). The transcript is spliced from 13 exons. Bases 117 to 1568 code for a protein of 483 amino acids. Gene Ontology annotation, molecular function: inositol-1,3,4,5,6-pentakisphosphate 2-kinase activity; ATP binding. The record is from RefSeq and is a predicted model, not a curated record. Gene Ontology annotation, cellular component: nucleus. Lineage: Eukaryota; Metazoa; Chordata; Actinopteri; Cypriniformes; Danionidae. Gene Ontology annotation, biological process: inositol phosphate biosynthetic process.